This is a messenger RNA of Linepithema humile (Argentine ant), 2168 nucleotides long. The record is from RefSeq and is a predicted model, not a curated record. Lineage: Eukaryota; Metazoa; Arthropoda; Insecta; Hymenoptera; Formicidae.
CAACUGUCGAUUGAGUACACACGUGAUAGUCACAUGGGAUAUGAUGUGAUAUUAACCGAUACUAACACGUGAAAAAGAUUAAAUUAGAGACGAAAUGGAAGCAUUAUUAAUUGAAUUGGCUGUAGAUUUAUACAAUGUUCAAGCCGUAAAAUUUGGAGACUUUAAGACAAAAAUCGGUUUAAGAACACCGGUAUAUUUCGAUCUACGAGUGAUAAUUUCAUACCCAAAAUUAAUGUCUAAGUUAUCAAAAGCUUUGUGGACACUUCGAGAUGAUACCACAAAGGUGUCUCAAGUUUGCGGAGUUCCAUACACAGCACUGCCAUUAGCUACCCUGAUAUCGGUAGAUAAUAAUAUACCGAUGUUAAUGAAAAGAAAGGAGGCAAAGUCAUAUGGCACAAAGAAGUUGAUUGAGGGUGUCUUUAUGCCUGGUGACAACUGUGUGAUUAUUGAGGAUGUUAUCACAAGCGGUAGCAGUAUCUUGGAAACUAUCGAUGCCUUAAAGAAGGAACAGCUAAAUGUAACAGAGGCAUAUGUGAUAAUUGAUAGAGAGCAAGGCGGCAGGCAGAAUCUUGAGAAUCACGGAUUCAAAGUUAAGAGCUUGUUUGGCACUAUGCAACUUAUGAAAUAUCUUCUUGAUGCUGGAAAAAUUACGCCUGAAGUUGUCAAAGAUGUUAACGAUUAUUUGACGGCAAAUAAAGCGCCGAACGUUUCCAUUCAAGGUGUACUAAAUGAUAGAUUAAAACUAUCAUACCGUGAACGUGUAAAAUUAACGAAAAAUCCAUUGUCUUCAAAGUUGCUAGAGUUAAUGGAAACGAAAGAAACUAAUCUCUGUCUGGCGGCUGAUCUAAGGAAAGCUGAUGUGAUUUUGGAAUUAGCUAAUAUAACUGGGCCUCAUAUCGCCGUUCUAAAAAUUCAUGUAGACAUUAUAGAAGAUUUUAACAAGAGUUUUAUUUCUGAACUUAAGAAAUUGGCAACACAACAUCAAUUUUUAUUGAUGGAGGACCGCAAGUUCGGCGAUAUCGGAAAUACUGUAUCAUUGCAAUACAAGUAUGGCUUAUACAAGAUUGCCGAAUGGGCCGAUUUGGUUACAGUGCAUCCCGUAUCCGGCGCGGCCGUCAUUGAUGCGCUGAAGAGCGAACUGAAAGACAUUACUGAGCCUCGCGGCGUUUUCUUAGUCGCCGAGAUGUCAUCCAAGAAUGCAUUGACCACUGGCGAUUAUCUAAAGAGCGCAGUAUCGAUUGCAGAAAUGGCUUCCGAUCUAGUGGUCGGUCUCGUAAGUCAAUCCGAUCUUUCGGCACAACCCGGGUUGCUUCAACUAACACCUGGCGUUAAGUUAUCCAAGAGUGACGACGGUUUAGGUCAGCAAUACAACAAUCCGCAAUCGGUUAUUAAUGCGGGUGCCGAUUUAGCUGUUGUCGGCAGAGGCGUUACAGAGGCACUGUCAGACAAUUGGCUAACAGUAACUUUAGAGUACAAGAAACAACUAUGGGAGGCAUACAAAAAGCGAAUAAACAAAAGCGGUAAAUAAUUUAUAUUCUAGCUGAUAAUGUUCAACUGAUAUCCUAAUAUAAUUAAUCUAAUUUUUAAUUUAUUUUUGUAAUUAUAUCUUUUAAUACAGCUGGUCUGCAAGAAAAGAUACAUUUUUUUUGUAACAUAGUUUUAUCAGGUAUUCUAUAAUAAUGCGACAUGUGGUAAUAGAAAAUACUGAAGCUGUUAGCAUUGUAUGUAUAUGCCAUAUAGCAUUUAUAUGUAUAUUGCAUAAGUUUCUUCCUAAUUAUGAUGCUACAGAAUAAGAAUACAUGAUCGAAAAUUAAUAUACAUAUUUGCUUUGAUAUAACAGAUAAAUAAAAAAAGAAACAAUAUAAGUUUUUUGAUACAUUUAAUGCUAUUAAAUGUGUGAAGUCUAUUAAGAGAUGUAGAACUCUACAUACUUUAUACAUAACUUAUUUUAUAAAAGUAAUAAUCAAGCGAUAUAUUUUUUAUUUUAUAUAUUUUUUAAUGAAAUAUUGUUAUGUAUCAUAAAUAUAUGAAAGAAAUAAAAAAUAUAUACACAUAGGCGCCCGCAGAAAUUUGUCUAGGUAGGGGCAAGUCUAAAAUUCUCGAGGCUAUGUUUACACGUAAUAUUCUGUUAUAAUAAAAAAAAUAGUGAGAAACCUGUGUAGCUUAAA